AUGACAACUCAAGCUCUGUUCAGCCCUGCUCGACGUCCAUGGAAGAUUGGUUCGGAGCCGGUGAAUCACUUGGUGCCGCCGGAGCCACCAGACCCACCGGACCCACCAGAUUUUGUGCGUGAGUACACAAAACUCCUCUUGCUUUCGUGCCUCCAAUGCUACUGCUUACUCACCGAUCCCUCGCCUACAUCUCUUCCCCGACGGAACCUUAUAUAUCGUCGGCAAGAGACUCUCCCUUGCCCAGAUCCGAUGCCGGCAAACCCGCCGUGGUCGCUCUCGCCGACAAUCUUCCUCGCACCGUUCGUGGGUUCUGUUCUGGUGUGGGGAUCGAGAUGGCACCGACCGACUGUUUCCGAUCAUCCCCUCCGACGGAGCUUUAUGACUCAGGCCAUAUAUCACCGCCGUCCUUUCCCCUGCUCCACACCUACGCGAGAUCUCCUCACCCCUUUCUCAACCCUAAAAAUCUAA
Molecule: messenger RNA, 468 nt
Organism: Arabis nemorensis
Lineage: Eukaryota; Viridiplantae; Streptophyta; Magnoliopsida; Brassicales; Brassicaceae
Source: the annotation of a GenBank genome assembly